AUGUCUCCGUUCGUUUACACGCCUGGCUCGAUUUCCCGUCGUGCAUACACAUCCAUCGCUGCAAUCCAACCCCAAGGAACGCCUCGUGGACAACCAAGGUACCUUCAUCGUCCGUCCGUCGGUCGCGUCACCUCCUGCUCGAUGGCUGAUGCCGAGUCUCUAGAUUUCACCAUGCGACUACUCCCUACCCUGUUUGCCGCCACCGCUCUGGCGCUCCCAGGCUCGAACACGCUCCAGGGCCUUGGUAUGAAGGACUGUCCCUCGUUCAAGACGGCGGCCGACGUGGCGAAACUUCGGAAGGAGUUCCAUAAAGACCAGCUGGAACGUCUCCGUCAAUGCGUCCCUUCCCAUGGACUGUAUCAGCCUUACAAAGAUGUCUCGACCAUGGGCUACCUGACACAUUCCACCCACCGAGAACCCGGCUGCAUCCCGACGGUGAACGAGUACGCGUGCAUCUACGGCUUCAACUGCAACUUUCAACAGAACUGCGUCAAGAGGCUUGUAUGCGGGCCGAACGACGACAUAAUGGACUGCGAAAUCAAACCCUGCUACGAGCACACCAAGGAAAUGCAGUGCGCCCUCAGGAAGCAGGCCCCGCCGGGAAUGGAGCACGAAAUCGACUACUUGGACAUCAACGUUCAGCUUGGUGACACUCCGGCUUUCGGCGCCCUCAGGGCCGAGAUUACGGUGGAUGGGCAAGUCCGCCAUCUGCCGCUCUUCAACACCCUUGCUCAGAACGGGGACGCUCAUUACACCGUCAACUUGACACGAUUGGUCGGAACAAAGUCGAUGAACCUCGACCGAUUGGACGAUAUCCGGCUGGUGUUCGAUGGCCAGGAGCAGCUUACCUACGCUCAACUUGGCGUUUGCAACCGUGGUCUUCAGAUUCGAACCUUUCGAAUCAUGAUCCGUCACGUUGCCAGUGGUCUUUUCUUCCAAGCCCACCCGAUUGCCCCAGACCCUUCGACGGGCAAGUCAAACUUCAAACAUGUCACUGCUUGCAGGGAACGAGAUUUGGACCUUUUCGACACCUCAUUUCCUUUCCUCAACUUUGAGUCGAAGAUGGGGGCGUUCAAAGAGACGGAGCGCAUGAAGAGAUGCUUCGAUACUUGGCCAGCUACACGUGAAUGCCAGAAGUCGCAAGAGUACGGGGAAACCAUAUUGCUUAGGAACCAUUGA
Molecule: messenger RNA, 1179 nt
Organism: Drechmeria coniospora
Lineage: Eukaryota; Fungi; Ascomycota; Sordariomycetes; Hypocreales; Ophiocordycipitaceae
Exons: 4
Coding region: 1-1179 (392 amino acids)
Source: RefSeq, a predicted model, not a curated record